AUGUCUCCCCUCCGCCGGAUAUCGGCGAACACCGCUGCCCUCAUCUUCAUGUUUCUCUUUCUCGGGUACUGGUUCCGGGCGAGCAACCGGUUUCCGCAAAUCGACGCAGCGUCGCUGGCGCUGCAUUGGAACAGCAGCCAGACGGUGCAUAGGCUUCAAUCCUUCGCGGCCGAUCUCGCGCCCGAGUGCGACGUGGUCGUCGAAUCCAUCAUCACGACGCGGACCGAGACCCAGUACAUCACCGCCACGGCGACAGCCACCGAGACGGCGACGUGUCCGCGCGUCGUGGUCGAAGCCGCCACGCGCCUCCCCGUCGUCGAGGUCCCGCCCAUUCACAUCCCCUCCUCCAAGGGCGGCACCGUCGCGGCCAAGGAGCCGACGGCCGAGCAGGAGACGGUGGCGCGGCUGCGCGGCCGGGGCAUCGUCAUCAUCUUCAAGACGGGCGCGCAGGAGGUCUCCCACCUGUCCAUCCAGGUCGGCACCACGCUGCGCUACCUCGACCCGGCUGACAUCCUCUUCUUCUCCGACCUGCAGGGCUCCAUCGGCCCCUUCCUCAUCCACGACGCCCUGCGCAACGUCGACCAGACGCUCAAGGAGUCGGACGCCGACUUCCAGAUCUACCGCGACAUCCGCCGCUACCAGCGCACCGGCCAGGAUAUCGAGGAGCUGAAGGAGGAGAGGAGUAAAGGCGACGGGAGGGCCGGCUGGCGGCUGGAUAAGUACAAGUUCUUGCACAUGGUCGAGGAGACCUUUGAAAUGCGACCCAAUGCGAAAUGGUACGUAUUCAUCGAGACCGAUUCGUAUGUCGUGUGGAGUAACCUCGCCGAAUGGCUGGGGAGGUUGGAUUCUACGAAACCGAUGUAUUUGGGUGCCCCUGUAUACAUCGAAGGAACGGCGUUUGGACAUGGCGGAAGUGGCUACGUCUUAUCUAACGCGGCAAUGAACAAGCUGCUGGGGUCGGACCAACCGCAGGAGCUAGCCGCAAAGUGGGACAAGAAGAUGAAGGAUGUUUGCUGUGGGGACUUGGCGCUUGCGGUAGCCUUGAAGGAGAAGGGAAUCAAUGUUUCUGGGGCUCACCCGUUGACGAAUGGGGAUAAGCCCGCUACCAUGUCUUUUGGACCCAAUCAGCUCUGGUGUGCACCAGUCGUGACGAUGCAUCAUGUUUUGCCGCAUGAGAUUAGUGCGAUCUGGAGGUACGAGAGGAAGAGGGAGAUCUUGGAUAUCAAUUCGAAUGGUACGACCUUCGCGGAUCUCUACUUUCAUUUUGUAGAACCGCUUUUCGUCGAGACGAGAGAUAAUUGGGACAAUAUGUCUCAAGGGAAAACCUUCUCGGAAAAGCAGACGGAGGAAAUUGAGGCAAAGAUCUUGGAGCUGCAGAGGAAGUUCGACGAGGAGGAUAGAAAAAUUGAUGAAGCGAGGAAGAAUGAGGAGGAUAAGAAGCUUUGGGAGGAAAAGAAGCUCGAGGAAGCGAAGAAGUUAGAUGAGGCGCGGAGGAAGAUGGAGGAGUCCAAGAAUGAAUUGCUUGAUGGAGAGAUUGCGGCUAGCACUGCUGCGUCAAAGGAGACAGAGAAAAAGCAAAAGGCUUUGGAAGAAGAUGCGGCUGAGAGAGAAAGAGAGGGUGGAGACACUGAUCCAAGCAAAGACAGCAAGGAUGUCAAGCAGCCCGCCGAAGACGGCGAAACCCUAGGCUCGGAGAAGGGGGGCAAAGAUGAUAGGACUUCGGAUGUGGAUGUGAUAGACGAUAAGAAGGACGAUAAGAAGGACGAUAAGAAGGAAGGCGAGAAAGACGAAAAGAAAGACGAAAGUAAAGAUGGCGAGAAAGACGAAUACAAAGACGAUAAGGAAGACGAAAAGAAAGAAGAAACAGAACCAGACACAAAAGAAGAAGAGAAGAAACCCGACCUCAAGCUUGAGACCAGGGAAGUAUCCCAAAAGCCAGCACCUGCGCCCGCACCCGGCAAGGUAUCGCAUGCCAAGCGCAGAGAAAUAACCGACGAUCGCCCCGACGUCGAGAAAGAAGCACACCUGUCCUUCGAGAACUGCGAAAAGGCGUGCGAGGCCUACGACCGAUGCUUCCAGUACGUGUACUACGAGAAAGUGUGUACACUGGGAGAGUCGUUCCGGCUUGGGAAGUACGUGAAGCCGGAUCGCGAGGAUAGGAUUGUGUCGCAGUCGGGCUGGAAGUUGUCGAGGAUACGGAAGUGGUAA
Drepanopeziza brunnea f. sp. 'multigermtubi' MB_m1 is the source of this 2208-nucleotide messenger RNA. RefSeq lists its product as uncharacterized. The record is from RefSeq and is a predicted model, not a curated record. Gene Ontology annotation, molecular function: N-acetylgalactosaminide beta-1,3-galactosyltransferase activity. NCBI's taxonomy places the organism in Eukaryota, Fungi, Ascomycota, Leotiomycetes, Helotiales, Drepanopezizaceae.